Messenger RNA from Ruditapes philippinarum (Manila clam), 867 nucleotides. RefSeq names its product CD209 antigen-like protein C. The record is from RefSeq and is a predicted model, not a curated record. NCBI's taxonomy places the organism in Eukaryota, Metazoa, Mollusca, Bivalvia, Venerida, Veneridae. The coding region runs from base 1 to 867 and encodes 288 amino acids. The transcript is spliced from 5 exons.
AUGACUCCACCAACAACACCAGAUGAACAAAGAUCAGAAAACAGACGUCAGCAGGCCGCUCAAAACAAUGGCCGAAGAAAGAAGCUUAAAGACAGGGCCAAGGCAUACAGAAGAAUUAUAGAAUUAACAACUGCAUUGAAAGAAAUACGCCUGAAGAAAUGCAAUAGACCAAGGGAAAUUUACGUCAUGGCGAAUUUUUUAUUUGGAAACAUCAUCAUUUUUCUAAUUUUUCGUUUAUGUGAUGGGAUCUUAUUAGAGACUAAUGAUGAAUGUCCAGUUCUUGAACAGCGCUUGGUUGACACUCAAGAUAAGGUGAAACUUCUUGAGGAAGAAAUAAAGCUUUUGAAGUCUAUAUCUUCAUGUCAUUGUCGAGAUGGAUGGAUACAUGGCAACGGUUCAUGCUACUACAUGCCGAAUCAAAAGAAGAACUGGAAUGAUGCACGUGCGUUCUGUCAGCAGCUUGGUGCACACUUAGCAGUGAUAGGAGCUCCGGAGGAAGACAAAAUUGUUUCAGACUUUCUGACUAGAGCACACAACAUGAGCAAUGCAUACGAGGGUGUAACUUAUGUCUGGUUGGGAGGAUAUGAUAGUGUGCAGGAAGGACAUUGGCACUGGGUGACUGGUGAACCAUUUGUUUACACUAAUUGGCGGGAUGGAGGACCUAGCAAUGGUGGUGCAGGAAGUGAAGAAGACUGCAUGGACUGGAGUAACGGUUGGAAUGAUAACCCAACUGUUGUGGACAUGUUUAAGAAAGCAGAGCAGUACAAGCCUUCGUCCCAGAGAGCUAUGUCCAUCACAAAUAAAGUAAGCUCAAUCAUUAUCAAAGAUUUACGACCAUUCCGUAAAGUCGAAGACGUAGGGUUUUAA